AUGUCUUUAGCCCCCGUCAACAUCUUCCAGGAUCAAGCAACUGAGGAAAGAGCUGAGAACGCUCGUUUGUCUUCCUUCAUUGGUGCUAUUGCAGUAGGUGAUCUUGUCAAGAGCACAUUAGGUCCCAAGGGCAUGGACAAGAUUCUUCAAUCAGCUACAACUGGCGAAAUUUUGGUGACCAACGAUGGUGCCACUAUCUUGAAAUCGAUUGCCUUGGAUAACGCAGCAGCCAAGGUUCUUGUCAACAUCUCCAAAGUCCAAGACGAUGAAGUUGGUGAUGGUACCACCUCUGUUUGUGUUUUAGCUGCUGAACUUUUACGUGAAGCUGAACAUUUGGUCAAUCAACACAUUCACCCUCAAACUAUCAUUGAAGGCUAUCGUCUUGCUUCUGCUGCUGCUUACAAGACUUUAGAAGCAAGUGCAGUCGAUCACAGUUUGGACAAAGAGCUCUUCCGCCAAGAUUUAAUCAACAUUGCCAAAACUACCCUCAGUUCAAAGGUGUUGUCUCAAGACAAGGAGUACUUUUCCAAAUUAGCUGUCGAUGCCGUGCUCCGUCUCAAGGGCUCUACCAACCUCGAAAAUAUUCAAAUCAUCAAGAAGCCCGGUGGAAAGUUGAUGGAUUCUUAUUUGGAUGAAGGUUUCAUUUUGGAUAAAAAGAUUGGUGUUAACUGUCCUAAACGUAUUGAAAACGCAAAUAUCUUGAUUGCCAACACAUCUAUGGAUACCGACAAGAUCAAGAUUUUCGGUGCACGUGUUCGUGUUGAUGCUACUGGUAAGCUUGCUGAACUCGAGCGUGCUGAGCGUAACAAGAUGAAGGAGAAGGUUGACAAGAUUAAGGCUCACGGUAUCAACUGUUUCGUAAACCGUCAAUUAAUCUACAACUGGCCCGAGCAAUUAUUAGCUGAUUCUGGCAUUGCCACCAUUGAACAUGCUGAUUUCGAGGGUGUUGAGCGUUUGGCCCUUGUUACUGGUGGUGAAAUCGCUUCUACCUUUGAUCAUCCUGAACUCGUCAAGCUGGGUCAUUGUGAUUUGAUUGAAGAGAUCAUCAUUGGUGAGGACAAACUGAUCAAGUUCUCUGGUGUCGCUGCUGGUGAAGCUUGUACCAUCGUUCUCCGUGGUGCUACACAACAAUUAUUAGACGAAGCCGAAAGAUCGCUCCAUGAUGCUCUCUCUGUGCUCUCUCAAACUGUCCGUGAGCCUCGCACUGUUUUGGGUGGUGGUUGUUCUGAAGUGCUGAUGUCCAAGGCCGUGGAUGAAGUCGCUGCAAAGACUGCUGGAAAGCGUGCCAUCGCUGCUGAAUCUUUCUCUAAAGCACUUCGUCAAAUGCCCACUAUUUUGGCUGAUAAUGCUGGUUUCGAUUCCUCAGAAUUGGUCUCUCAGUUGAGAGCUGCUCACUACGAAGGCCAAAACACAGCUGGUUUGGAUAUGGUGAAUGGCACAGUAGCUGAUGUUAGAGAAUUGGGUAUUACUGAAUCAUACAAGCUCAAGAAGCAAGUUCUUUUGUCUGCUUCUGAGGCUGCUGAGAUGAUUUUGAGAGUUGAUAACAUUAUUAGAUGUGCCCCUCGUCAAAGACAAGGUUAA
Molecule: messenger RNA, 1581 nt
Organism: Mucor velutinosus
Lineage: Eukaryota; Fungi; Mucoromycota; Mucoromycetes; Mucorales; Mucoraceae
Exons: 7
Coding region: 1-1581 (526 amino acids)
Biological process (GO): protein folding
Cellular component (GO): cytosol; chaperonin-containing T-complex
Molecular function (GO): ATP hydrolysis activity; ATP-dependent protein folding chaperone; ATP binding
Source: RefSeq, a predicted model, not a curated record